AAUAGCAAUAUAUUCCCCAAGACUCAUACAGCGCCGGAACUAUCCUAGCAAAUUAUAUAUAUAUAUAAUAGAGGAUCCCCGCGUCAAGGGAAAUACUGAAAAGUAACGAUGGAGUCUGCUACCUCUUCUAAGCGGCAACGAGUUGGUAGUGUACAACGUGCGGCGAGGGAUACAGAGGAUGAGGAGGAAGAGAAGAUGUUUGAUGUACGGAGUGUGAACAAAGAUUUGGAUAUUGAUUCCAAAAUAGCUGCUCUCAAGGUUUCUCUGUCUGUUGUGUGCCUCUUGUCCCGCACAGGUGGUAAGAAUUUAUGUAGAUGCUCGGGGACGGUCGUAGAAUGUGAGCGCAAACAAGAGAGUGGUGGCGGGGGUGGCGGCGGUGAAUUUGUUGCUACCAUCCUCACUUCUGCUAACCUUCUCAGAUUUCCUUCUUAUUCUAGAUAUACUUUUUUGGCCCCUGACAUCACCGUUGAGGUUUAUUUAUCAAAGGGCAAGCCAUUGAAGGGACAAGUUCUUGGGUAUGAUUUCCACUACAACCUUGCCAUCAUUCAAAUCACAACCGACUAUCCCCUUCCUACAGCAAUUCUCACAGACAUAGAUGUUUCGAUGCCUCUAACUCCUACACCUCUGCUCACUGAUUCAAAACCAUUUGGCCUUCGUCCUCAUACGGUAGAUUCAAGUUUGUUUAAGCUCCGUGGCGGUGACAAGGUAAUAGCCUUGGCCCGAACUCUUACCUGCCAAUGUCUUCUAGUUGAAUCUGGCACGUUAAGUAUCUAUAAGAGCAGCGGGCUUCAUUGUCAAGAGCUCCUCUACACUUCUUGCAAGACUACUCAAGUUUAUAUUGGUGGGCCUCUUAUAAAUUGUGAUGGAGAGGUCAUUGGGAUUGUUUUUCAUUAUGAUGGCUAUGCUGCUUUUUUGCCCAUCAACAUAGCUUCUAGAUGCUUGCAGCUUUUAAAGAGAGACAGGGGAGUCUGUCAUCCUUGGUUGGGGAUGACUCUGACCAAUUCUUACGCUGCCAAGGCAUCUGUUUUGGAGGAAAUAAUACAAAAGUUCCCUCAUAUCAGCAAUGGAAUUAUAGUUAAAGACGUAAUGAAAGGGUCUCCUGCAGCACAUGCUGGAAUAGUCUCCAAAGACAUUAUAGUGGAAUGUGAUGGAGAAGUUGUUAAAUGUUCCUUAGAGUUUUGUAGAAAGGUGUGGAAUAGGGCUAGCCAAUCCGUGGAAGUGGUUGUGAUGAGACCAAGUUCCAGCAAGCCUGUGAAGCUAACUAUGGUUGUUGAUGAGUUAAAACCUGCUAGCUAUAACUGUUGGCCAGUUCCCGCAGAUAAAGAGUAUGCUGCAGUUAUAUGGAGAUCAAUUGAUUUAGCAGCGCAAAGAGCUACCACGUGGCUCGAUACUUAAUGUGUCGGAUUGUUUCUCUGCAAGUAUCACAAGGCGGGGCGCUGCUCCAUCAGAUGUUUAUAACUUUAGAAGGAGAAACUAUCUGGUUUACUUGCUAAAAUACGUGUUUAUUAUUUUUGACACAUCUCAAGCAAAAAAGCAAAGUACAUUUUUCAUGAUUUAAGUGUGGCAAUCCGGGGCUUGGGGUGUUUUGUGACUGCAUGUCUAGGACAAGAUGGAUGUUUUGUUAUGUUUUCACUAUAAACAACCAGAAAACACCUUAAAUUUGGUGAUGUUUUGUUAUUGUGAAGAUUAUUGAAGUAGAUCAUAGAUGGUUACUUCUUAAA
Molecule: messenger RNA, 1721 nt
Organism: Populus trichocarpa (black cottonwood)
Lineage: Eukaryota; Viridiplantae; Streptophyta; Magnoliopsida; Malpighiales; Salicaceae
Product: putative protease Do-like 14
Exons: 10
Coding region: 109-1395 (428 amino acids)
Molecular function (GO): protein binding
Source: RefSeq, a predicted model, not a curated record